AACUAACUAUAUCACCCCCCUCGGCAAAUUGCAAAUUAAGAUACGGCCAUGAAGUUUCUACCAAUCGAGUCGCUCGUAUAGUACCGCCAAUUCGGAUUCGUUCAUCACGAUGGCACAGGCUACAUGGCAGGAAAAGGCCGCGCACAAACGGUCGCAAGCGCAACAAAGCAUUCCAUCACAAUGGCUCCUGCCGGCCUCUUUUCUUGCCCCGCCCGAGGGGUCCCCGCCAACAGUGCUCGAUAUUCCACAGCGCUGUGGCCUUCUAUCCCCUAGAGAGAUCGAGAUCACAGAAACCGUCGACGCGACCGCCUUAUUGGAAAAGCUCGCCUCGCGCGAGUACAGCGCAGUCGAGGUCACGACCGCUUUCUGCAAGCGGGCAGCCAUUGCGCAACAACUGACCUCCUGUCUGACCGAGAUGUUCUUCGACACGGCUCUUCGCAGAGCCCAGGAGUUAGAUGAGCACCUGGCGGCUACGGGAAAGACAGUUGGUCCGUUACAUGGUCUCCCCAUCAGUGUGAAGGAGUCAUACAGCAUUGCCGGUGUGCCCACCACGAUGGGCUUUGUGUCGUGCCUGGACCGGCCGCCGCAAGAAAAAAACUCGGUCGUGGUAGAUAUUCUCCUGGCGGCGGGCGCGGUCUUCUACGUCAAGACAAACAUCCCACAGACGAUGAUGACGCUGGACACACACAACAACAUCUUUGGUCGCACGCUGAACCCCCAUAACCUGAACCUCACAGCGGGUGGUAGCACUGGUGGGGAAGGCGCUCUUCUUGCAUUGCGGGGCUCUCUCCUGGGCAUCGGAACUGAUAUCGCGGGGUCCAUCCGUGUGCCGGCGCUCUGCUGCGGCCUUACUGGCUUCAAGCCUUCGGUAAAUCGAGUUCCGUACGGGGGCCAGUCCUCCGCCGCACGCCCUGGCAUGACAAGCAACGGCAUUCUGCCCUCCGCAGGCCCCCUGUGCCACACGGUUCGGGAUGCUGCGCUGCUGCUGAAAGUGGCGAUCAACUCCCGUCCGGCUGAUCUCGACGACAAUGCGUUGGACGUACCGUGGCGGGGUGUGACCCCGCGGAGCUCAACUCUUCGGAUCGGUGUGCUUCCAGAAGACCCUUUGUACCCCUUGCACCCUCCCAUGCAGCGUGCGUUGCAACGUGCAAUCGACAAGCUGGAAGCGGCAGGCCACACGAUGGUCGAUAUCUCGACGCAGAUGCCAUCGAUCUCCGAGGCCAAAGACAUUGCCUUCCGGCUUUUUAAUAUGGACCCCGACCGUACUCCAUUGACCCACGUAACCAGGGGUGACGAGCCGUUUAUCCCGUCACUGCGAUCGACGUUCGAUGUCGAUGGCAGUGGCCCAGCGCCUCGACUCCGUGAACUAUACGAGCUCAACGUUGCCAAAGCUGGUCUUCUCACCCGGAUGAGGCGUGUAUUCGUUGACAAUCAGCUGGAUGUUCUUGUCGGGCCUGCCUACCAGAGCUGUGCGGUACCGCAUGACACGAUUGGCGUGGCUUCAUACACCGUUUUCUGUAACCUAUUCAACUACCCAGCCUGUGUCAUACCGUAUAGUAGUGCGGCAAGCGCUGAAGAUGCGACAUUCGUGCGGGAUGUCUCGUAUACGCCAGAGUAUAAACCACAGGAAGUGGAGGGGGCCCCGUGCCAUAUCCAGCUAAUAGGCAGGCCCAUGAGGGACGAAGAACUGAUUCAAUGUGCGUCCGCCGUGGAGGCACUGUUGCGUUGAGAGCACAAAAAUAUUACUAUGCUUCAGCCGUCCGCUAGCCGGAUUGAUGCUCAAAGAUGCUCAAAC
Messenger RNA from Aspergillus aculeatinus CBS 121060, 1795 nucleotides. RefSeq names its product putative general amidase. The transcript is spliced from 3 exons. The coding region runs from base 110 to 1729 and encodes 539 amino acids. NCBI's taxonomy places the organism in Eukaryota, Fungi, Ascomycota, Eurotiomycetes, Eurotiales, Aspergillaceae. The record is from RefSeq and is a predicted model, not a curated record.